This is a messenger RNA of Aspergillus niger, 846 nucleotides long. RefSeq lists its product as uncharacterized. The annotation marks the transcript as partial. The transcript has a single exon. NCBI's taxonomy places the organism in Eukaryota, Fungi, Ascomycota, Eurotiomycetes, Eurotiales, Aspergillaceae. The record is from RefSeq and is a predicted model, not a curated record.
CCAGCGAGUCGAGAUGCAAAUAACACCUUCCCGUUCGACGGCAUAGAUUUUGAGACUCUUUCAGAGGAAUCGCUUGCUGCUGUACUGUUCUCUGUACCUGCUCUCUAUGAUCUCGGUCAGACGACCGUAGUACGACUGUCACAAAAGCUUGCAAUGAAAGGUGGCGGAAAUGUACUCUCCAGCGAGGCAGCUGUUCUUCAACUCAUCACAUCCAAAACUGAUAUUCGAGUUCCUCGUGUCCAUCGCGCCUGGCAGGUUGAAGACGAUACUAAGUAUUUCGGCACAAUGGGAUAUCUCAUUAUGGACUACAUUGAUGGUCGACCCCUGGACAGCUGCUGGGACGAACUAAGUACAGAUCAAAAGCUGGACAUUGCAAAUCAAACGGCCCAAAUGGUCGUGAAGAUGCAGGCUAUCGAGUUGUCUGUACCAAAAGCAGGUCCAAUUGGCGGUGGGCCCUGUUGUGGGAGAUGGUUCAGUCAUUACUCCGCCGGGCCAUUCGAAACUACGUCGGAGAUGGAAGAUUGGUUCAAUCAUAAGCUCGAGAUUUGCAAGGCUUGGAGAAAGGCCCCACAGGAUAUACCAGCCUUUAAGUUUACGGAGCUAGUGAUCACACAUCAGGAUAUUAGCCCUCGCAAUCUAAUUCUGGAUGCUGAAGGACACGUGUGGCUGGUAGACUGGGCUGAUGCUGGUGCCUACCCCCGUGUAUUUGAGAGCGCAAGUCUAUCCUCUCAAUCUAGUUUUCCUGACUUCAACGACAUGGUAUUAUCUCGUCUGCCGCGGUAUCCGCAGGAGGAGGAGCAGUUGAAGUCCGUUGGAUACGCGCUGUCAGUUUGCCCUCUUGCUUAA